UUAUCAGCCUAUCUGAAGGCGAAUGGGCUCCGGGGGCGGGAGGAACAAGACGCCCUAAGAUUUGAAAUAGGAAAGUUGGCGGGUCUGUGGGAGCUGGGUCUGGAGACUGGCUGUUGGCUUGGAUCGUUUCAGGUCUCGUGUGGGUUGGCAGCGGGGCUCAGGCCUCCUGGAAAAGCAUAUUCUUACAAAAUGAUAGAUGACGAACUGGCACUAUUUGAUAAAAGCAUAAAUGAAUUUUGGAAUAAAUUCAGAAGCACUGUCAGUGACACAACCUGUCAAAUGAUGGGACUAAGAGAUUCCUACAAAGACUCCAUCAAAGCGCUGACAGAAAAGCUGUCUGUGAAAUUAAAGGAAGAGGAACGAAUGGUUGAGAUGUUUCUGGAAUAUCAAAAUCAGAUCUCUAGGCGUAAUAAGCUAAUUCAAGAAAAAAAAGACCAUUUGUUAAAGUUGAUUGCUGAAAUAAAAGACAAAAAUGAGAAACUAGAAGUAUUGACUGCAAAUAUUCAGGAGCUUAAGGAAGAAUAUGCGAAGAAGAAGGAAACUAUUUCUGCGGCUAACAAAGCUAAUGAAGAGAGACUGAAAAGGCUACAGAAAUCCGCAGACUUGUAUAAAGAUCGACUUGGACUAGAAAUUCGAAAAAUUUAUGGUGAUAAGUUGCAGUUUAUAUUCACUAAUAUUGACCCUAAGCAUCCUGAAAACCCGUUUAUGUUUUCCCUCCACCUAAAUGAAGCAAGGGAAUAUGAGGUGUCAGAUAGUGCUCCUCAUCUUGAGUGCCUAGCAGAAUUUCAAGAGAAUGUAAGGAAGACCAACAAUUUCUCGGCUUUUCUUGCCAAUGUCCGGAAAGCUUUUACUGCUAUGGUUUAUAAUUAAUGACUGAAUAGUAUAUAAAAACUGUUAAUUUUUUUUCCUUAUUGUGUAUCUCUUUUAAAAGAAUUCUCAUUAUCCACUGUUUGCCUGUAAUUCUUUUGUAUUUUUGUAACAUUUCU
Messenger RNA from Hyaena hyaena (striped hyena), 986 nucleotides. RefSeq names its product SPC25 component of NDC80 kinetochore complex (gene SPC25). Lineage: Eukaryota; Metazoa; Chordata; Mammalia; Carnivora; Hyaenidae. Gene Ontology annotation, cellular component: Ndc80 complex. The record is from RefSeq and is a predicted model, not a curated record. Gene Ontology annotation, biological process: chromosome segregation. The coding region runs from base 190 to 870 and encodes 226 amino acids. The transcript is spliced from 7 exons.